AUGGCCCAAGUGAUCCAUUUCGGCCCGCAUCGUGGCUUCCAGCGCCAGCGGCGCGCUGCGAGUGCGGCCCCGACAGCGCUCGAUCAUCGGGCGCUCGACGUCCAGAACGAGCGCAUCUUUAACGGCGAAUACAACCCCUUGAGUGGUUUUACGGCUGGUUCUGCGCCGGGCAGUGGCUCGGGUGGUAGCAAGCAGACCAUCUCGUUCGGCCAAGGUGCGGCGCCGUCCGGUGCCAGCGACGGCACGUCGAAUGCGAGUAGCGGCGGCGACGAUGACGACGACCAAGACAGCAGCUCGCCAACGCCGCAGCGCACUAAUUCGCCCCAGUCCAGUUCUAAUGGCCGCAAGUCGUCGUCGAGCCGCGGUAAAUCGUCGAGCGGCAAGUCGUCGAGCCGCGGCGGCGACGGCGGCGGCGGCAGGUCGUCGUCGAGCAGCAGGGGCCGCUCGACGGCCUCCUCGCAGACGCAGAAUGCCCAUUCGACGAUCCAAUCGCUUGCGACUUCGAGCACGGCGGCGCUGCCGAAUGCGAGCAACAAGAAUGCGACGGGCGGCUCGGGUGUCGGCGGCAGCGACCUCAGCGUCGGUGCUGUCGUCGGUAUUGCGGUCGGCGGUGCUGCGGGUUUGGCACUGCUUGGUCUGAUUGCAUGGCUUUUGGCACGCUGGUCGUCCAAGCCGCGCAAGACGGAGCCGAGUCCGUCUCGCAUGUACGAGCAGGGCGGCGCGCCGGUCGCGUCGAACUACAACCUGCCCCACGGCGACUCUUCUGCGUCGUUUGCCAACUCGUACGACGCGUACGCACAGCCGCUGCAGAAUGCGACGUACGAUGGCUACUAUGCCGGCAACGGCUAUGCCUACCGCGACCCUGUUGCCGAGGCGGCUUCGAAUGUGCAGCCGCCUGCGCCUGUCGCGGUGGCGAGUGCCGAGCCGAUGGGCUACGUCCCCGGCCAGGCGAUCACGGCGCCGCAGGCCGUGGCCCCUGUGAUGGCUUCCAAGAGCUCUACGCCCCGUGCGCGCACCAAGAAGCGCCGCGAUGCGCGGGCGAACGAGUGGGUGGAUGCCGAGAUUGACCCCGUGGCGGACUAUGGCCCCGACCCCUACCGCACGGCCGGCGUCGGCUCGCAGUGGGCCUCGCCCGAAGAGCUGGACGCCGACACGACGCAGCGCACCGUCUCGGACGGCCAAGGCAGCUGGCCGAGCACGUCGGAAAUGGCGAGCGACAAGCACGACGAGUACCAGGACGAGCUCGAAGAGAGUCCCCCCCGUCGGACGCGUCGCAAGAAGCGCAGCACGUCGCGCGAGCGCCCCCGCCGCAAGCGCGUUCCCCGCGCAUCCGAUGCCGCUGCCCCAGACACGGAAGAGACUGUGAGCGAUAAUGUGGCUGAUGACACCGGCAGCGAGCUGCCUUAUGCGACGCCGCGCCGGAAGCGCGCGCCGCGCCAGUUGAACCCUGACUCUACCCUGGAUAUUGAUCAAGACGCGUCCCUUGCUGCAGAGAGCCUGCGUGCUACGAAACGCCACGUUGCGCACUCCUCGCGCUCGUAA
This is a messenger RNA of Malassezia japonica, 1542 nucleotides long. RefSeq lists its product as uncharacterized. The transcript is spliced from 2 exons. The record is from RefSeq and is a predicted model, not a curated record. The coding region runs from base 1 to 1542 and encodes 513 amino acids. Lineage: Eukaryota; Fungi; Basidiomycota; Malasseziomycetes; Malasseziales; Malasseziaceae.